AUCUGUUAACAGCACAUAAAAGGUUCCAUUGUCUCAGCAGCCCGUUGUUCUGCUCGCAAAUCAGGCGGACAUCUACGCAACAGCAUCCAGUGUCACCAUGUCAGGCCUGGCACGUCCGAAAGGAAACCCCAAAGGUUUUGACAAGCCAAAAUGCAAGAUUUCUGCAUCUCGGAAACUCUCUCUCAAGAUGCUGCUCCUCAACAGAGCAAUGGAAGAGUUGGAGAAGGAAAAACAAGAUAGGGAUGAAGAGAAAUCACGCUACCUGGAUGAAAAAUUAAUUCCGCUACAACUCUCCGGACUCUCGCUGGAAGAAUUACAAAAUCUGUGCAGAGAACUGUAUGAAAAGAUUGACAUUGUUGAUGAAGAGCGAUAUGACUGUGAGGCUAAAGUGAUGAAGCAUAAUAGUGAUAUUCGUGAACUAAAGUUAAAAGUUGAGGAUUUGGGAGGUAAGUUCAAGAAGCCAGCUCUUAGGAAGGUACGUGUUUCUGCUGAUGAGAUGAUGCGUGCUUUGCUGGGCUCCAAGCACAAGGGUUCCAUGGACCUGCGGGCCAAUCUCAAGUCUGUCAAGAAGGAGGAUAUCAAACAAGAGAAGGUAUUGACCUCAGAAGUAGGUGACUGGCGUAAGAAUGUAGAGGCCAUGUCUGGAAUGGAAGGAAGGAAAAAGAUGUUUGAUGCUGCUGGUGGAACCCAGUGAACUACACACAGAUAAUACCCAUUGGAGUUCUGUGAAAAAU
This is a messenger RNA of Silurus meridionalis, 734 nucleotides long. It is a transcript of the gene tnni1d, whose product is annotated as troponin I, skeletal, slow d. Bases 98 to 694 code for a protein of 198 amino acids. Gene Ontology annotation, biological process: muscle contraction. The transcript is spliced from 9 exons. The record is from RefSeq and is a predicted model, not a curated record. Lineage: Eukaryota; Metazoa; Chordata; Actinopteri; Siluriformes; Siluridae. Gene Ontology annotation, cellular component: troponin complex.